Messenger RNA from Truncatella angustata, 1743 nucleotides. RefSeq lists its product as uncharacterized. The record is from RefSeq and is a predicted model, not a curated record. NCBI's taxonomy places the organism in Eukaryota, Fungi, Ascomycota, Sordariomycetes, Amphisphaeriales, Sporocadaceae. The coding region runs from base 1 to 1500 and encodes 499 amino acids. The transcript has 3 exons.
AUGCGUUUCCAAGCUCCUCAAUUGGGCGCCCUUGGGGUUACCUUUACUGUAUUGCGUGCCGCGCAGUUUGUCUCGCUCCUUACCAUCAUCGGUCUCGUGGCCAACUUCAUGAACGAAAUCGUAUCUGCCCAGCGCAACGCUCCGGAUGUGCUCAUUGGCACUCUAGUUGUGGCGAGCACGGCAUCACUCUACAUCGCCAUCAGUUACAUUCUUUACUACGAUGGUCUACUCCCGCUGCUCAUUGCCGGCGUCUUCGACAUGCUUCUCAUGGUCGCAGUAAUCGUUGUAGCCGCAACAGUCGGCAAACCUCUCUCCAAACUUACCUGCGAAGCUCUCCCGGUGGCCGGGACUUCGACGAUCGCCUCCGGCGCGCAGGUGUUCGUCGCCAGCGGCUCCGGGGUAACCUACCGCAGUGUAUUAACCAAGGCCGUUGACUAUUUCACAUACGUCGCCGUCGACCAACCUCACUGCUACGAGAUCAAGGCCGUGUGGGGCCUGAGCAUCGCUCUCUGCGUGCUCUUCGCUUUCAGCACUUUGAUCUGCAUCGGCCUCUGGCGCCGCGUCAAGGCCACCAGCGCGGCUCCGGCCAAGGACAUUGAAGAGGCAGGAAAAGAAAGAGAAGCAGCAGCAGUAGGCGGGCACCAGGAGAAAAAGAGCGUUUCGUUUCAGUUCAUCCCCCCGCCUCCGCACCAGAUUAGAGAUGGCGACGGGGCCAUCACUGGGCCCCUGGCCCUCACUCCCCGCAGCCUCGGCACGGGGACCUUGCACAUCAUCCCCGCUGCUGCUUCCCAUCACCCUACCCUCACGCCAUCCCCCCUCGCGCCCCACCCUCCGGCGCAGGCGGCGCAUGUCCUCAACUUCCGCGGCAUCGACGAGGAUAUCGCCGCGGUCCCGCCCCCGCCCCCCAUGAUAUACGUCGCCCGGCCCGCCUCGAGGGGCAGGUCACUCACAGCGGCCCAGCGCAGGUCCAUCGCCAUGCCCAUGAUUCCCGAAUCGCCCAUAUCCAGAACCAAUCCCGGGAAGUCGUCCACAAACCUGCCGGCCGAGGAGGACUUCAUCCCCAUCAUGCACAAGCGCAUCCCGGAGAAGAUCCAGACCCAGAACCUAGAAGUCCCGCUACCCAGGACGCCAAGGGGCGACGACGAAGACGGCAGCGAUGACGAUGGAUACACGCCCAUCACGCCCGCGCCGUCCGCGUCCUCGCCCAGGCUCAAGACCAAGUUCCCGUCCCUCCCUAGCCCCCGGGACGCGCUCGGCAUCCCCAUCUCCAAGAUCAAGCUCCUCGCGACGCGCUCACGGAGCAGGAGGCACAACAAUAGCAAUAGCCCCGCCGACUACUAUCCUUCGGACCUGGAGCCCUUGAGCCCGUCCGGUGGUCUGCCGGUUCCGGUCGUCCAGGCCGCCAGGGAGAAGCCCGGGCGCAGGACCGUUUGGGGCGUGCUCGAGGGGUGGUGGGAUCUGGGACUGCUGGAGAGGGGGAAGAGUCUGAGGAGGAAGUAAUGAAUGAAGAUGAGAAGUUUUGAAAAAUGGCGUGGUUGUUGUAAUGAAAAAGAUUUUGAUGGGGAGAGAGAAGAGUGAUGAAACAUCUGCAGGUUGGGUUAGGGCGUUUAAAUUUGUUUUCCUUUUGAAGGGAUAAAAACAGGGACUAGAUUGUGUGUGCUUGGGAUUAAUUUGCUCGAAAAUAGGUAAUGCUGGUGAUAUACAAAUAUUAGAUAUUCAAAUAUCUGAGUUGCUGCUUCGGAG